Molecule: messenger RNA, 738 nt
Organism: Prorocentrum cordatum
Lineage: Eukaryota; Dinophyceae; Prorocentrales; Prorocentraceae
Source: the annotation of a GenBank genome assembly
AUGGCGGGCGAGAUGGCGAUCAGCGCGUUCGAUGACCCGCGCCUGGAGUGGGACCACGGCGAGCCGUCCGCACGCGGAGGGAGUUGGAAGAUCGACGAGGCCGGUGAGCUGGUCGUGGCGCCAGAGCCGCAGAGGGACUACUGGUCGCGCACCUUCUACUCGCCGCUCUUGGUCAAGCACGAUGCGCAGACGUUGCUGGCUACCGUGCCAGCAGACGACGAGGCGACGCUGACGACGGCGUUCACGCUGACGCCGCGCGCUCAGUUCGACCAGGCGGGCAUCAUGGUGCUCGUGGACGAGGGGUGCUGGGUCAAGGCCGGCAUCGAGUUCACGGACGGCGUCCCGCGCUUGUCCUGCGUGGUGACGAAUGACGGCUUCUCGGACUGGAGCACGCAGGCCUGGCGGCCGCCGGCGCCGGCCGCGGCGGCGGGCGCGACCUCGGUGAGGGUGCGCGUCAGCAAGCUGCUGCCAGGCGCGGCGCAGGGGCCGUGUCUAGUGAUGGAGGCGUGCCCAUGCCCUGGCGUCGGCGACAGCGCGGCGAGCCCCGGCGAUUGGUGCCAGGUCCGCAUCGCGAGCCUGCGCGCGGGGGGCUCCCCGUGGCGCAUGGGCCUCUUCGCGAUCUGCCCCGUGGAGAACGCGGGCUGCGAGGCGCGCUUCCACCACGUGGCGCUGGGCGCGAAGUGCGAGCCCGUGCACAGGGCCGACAACCCGCUCGACGGCCAGCCCUCUGGCGCGUGA